Messenger RNA from Cuscuta epithymum, 966 nucleotides. The record is from the annotation of a GenBank genome assembly. NCBI's taxonomy places the organism in Eukaryota, Viridiplantae, Streptophyta, Magnoliopsida, Solanales, Convolvulaceae.
GCUCCAGUUGGCUUGGUGCUUGGGUUAGGCUAAUAUCUUUGGAAAUAUUUUGGCUACCUCACUGCGACUGGAUGGGGUCCUGGGUUCUUGGUUGAAGGUCCAUGGCCGAUGCAUCAGGGAUGCAAGCAAGUCCAGAUUCAGGCGGAUGCGGCCAGAUGGGUUCCGAUGGUUUCACAACCAUGGGUUUAUGCUUCAGAAGAUGACCGUUGUGUCCAUUCUCAUCUUUUCCUCUUCAUUCACGGACGUAGCACCGGUACGGUUGGGGAAUGCUAAGUAUUCAAAGAACAGUGGAUGGGGACGCUCGUUAAUGGUCCUUAGCUUCCCAGUAUGUUUUGGAUCAUGUUUGCUUCUCUCGCUGCUUCAGAGAGCUUGCAGAUGCUCACUUACCAAGGAUGAUGGCGUUUACCGUGGCAGCUUCGGGUGGAGGGGUCCCGGAGCAGUUCUUUCAUGCGGCCAUCGUUCCUCCACUGCUUCAUUACGGAUCUCGCGCUGGGCCAAAGCCGGGUUUUGGAGUUCGCAGCCCCCGACGGCCAUCUUCUGAAAAAUAAGGUGUUCUUACUCUGGUACGUCUUCUUGUUAGUCAACCAGUCUGGCCGUGGAUGCCUUUUUUCAGGAUGAGCUUUGCAUUUUUCUUACUUCAUGCCUAGUGACAUCUUGACGUUGGGGUUUGGGGUCUCUUCUCUGUUCGUGGUGGUUUUAGCCAGGGAAGACGACUGAUGGGUGUCCCGGCAUGGGAUCUCUCACUGUGGAUCUAUGGUGUGGACUGUUGUUUGGUUCAUGGUGUUUGGCACUUUUCCAGCUACUGUUAAUCGCUGCUGAAAGCCUUCUGCCGACGCCGCUGGGGGCUGCCGGGGCUCGACGGGGGUAGAAGGUGGCAGGUGGAUUUUCGAUUAGCGUGAUUUUCUACGGCUGGUUCUUUGCCCUCCUCUCUGGCCACCAGACUGUUUGGGGGACGCCGGAACCCAG